Tilletiaria anomala UBC 951 is the source of this 1720-nucleotide messenger RNA. Its product is annotated as putative translation initiation factor eIF2 gamma chain. The record is from RefSeq and is a predicted model, not a curated record. Gene Ontology annotation, molecular function: tRNA binding; GTPase activity; GTP binding. Lineage: Eukaryota; Fungi; Basidiomycota; Exobasidiomycetes; Georgefischeriales; Tilletiariaceae. Gene Ontology annotation, cellular component: eukaryotic translation initiation factor 2 complex; cytosol. Gene Ontology annotation, biological process: formation of translation preinitiation complex; positive regulation of translational fidelity. Bases 231 to 1649 code for a protein of 472 amino acids. The transcript is spliced from 5 exons.
AUCAUCAUCGCCAUCGUCAGCGAUACCAGCCAACAAGCUAGCAGUCGUCGAGGAAGACCGCAAGGAGCAGACACCAGCUGCCGUGCGCUUCAGCUGCCAGAAAGACGGCCAGCCAGCCAGUCGGGGUCUCGCCAAGGAGCCAGAUAGCCUGGGAGUGUGUCCCUUAGAUUUGACACACGGAAGAGAAUCAGAGCAGCGAAGAGAAGAGACGGGCAGGCAGCAUCGGAAGGAUGGCAGCUGAAUCAGCAAAUGGCGGCGCAGGGGCUGCAGCGGUGGAGAGCAUCGCCGAGGGGAUCAAAAAGGUCUCUAUUGACGUCGACAACCUCAAUCCGCUGAGUCCAGAGGUAAUCAGCAAGCAGGCCACCAUCAACAUCGGCACUAUCGGGCAUGUAGCCCAUGGCAAGUCCACCGUCGUCAAGGCCAUCUCCGGCGUCCAGACGGUCCGCUUCAAGAACGAGCUCGUCCGAAACAUCACCAUCAAGCUAGGGUAUGCCAACGCAAAGAUCUACAAAUGCGACAACGAGGCCUGCCCGCGACCGGGGUGCUACCGAUCUUUCCCUUCGAGCAAGCAGGACGACCCGCCUUGCGAGCGACUAGGGUGUGGUGGCACAUACAAGCUGCUGAGACAUGUCUCAUUCGUUGAUUGCCCUGGGCACGACAUUCUGAUGGCAACGAUGCUCAACGGUGCAGCCGUCAUGGACGCGGCGCUGCUGCUUAUCGCCGGCAAUGAGCCGUGCCCGCAGCCGCAGACAUCGGAGCAUCUGGCGGCGGUGGAGAUCAUGCGGCUGGAGCACAUCAUCAUCUUGCAGAACAAGGUCGACCUCAUCCGCGAAACUGCCGCCGAGGAGCACUGGAAGUCCAUCACGGAUUUCGUCAAGGGCACCGUCGCCAAGAGCGCGCCGAUCGUCCCCAUUUCGGCACAGCUUAAGUACAACAUCGACGCCGUGUGCGAGUACCUGGUCAAGCGCGUGCCGGUCCCGAUACGCGACUUCCGUGCGUCGCCCAAGCUGAUUGUCAUCCGCUCCUUUGAUGUCAACAAGCCUGGUGCCGAGGUCGAUGAGCUGAAAGGCGGCGUCGCGGGUGGCUCAAUCCUCAACGGUGUUCUGCAAGUCGGCCAGGAAAUCGAGGUGCGCCCGGGUAUCGUGACGAAGGACAACGAAGGGCGCGUGCACUGCCGGCCUAUCCACUCGCGCAUCGCUUCACUUCUUGCCGAGCAGAACCAGCUCGACUUUGCCGUUCCCGGUGGCCUGAUCGGUGUUGGUACCAAGAUCGACCCGACGCUCUGCCGUGCGGACCGACUCGUCGGGCAGGUUCUCGGCGCCGUCGGCCAGCUUCCCGCCAUCUAUACCGAGCUGGAGAUAAACUACUACCUCCUGCGCCGCCUACUCGGUGUCCGUUCCGAUGACAAGAAGCAGACAAAGGUCAAGAAGCUCGAGAAGAACGAGGUGCUCAUGGUCAACAUCGGCUCCACCUCCACCGGCGGGAGAGUGAUGAGCGUCAAGGCGGAUCUCGCCAAGAUCUUCCUCACCAGCCCGGCUUGCACUGAGAUUGGGGAGAAGAUUGCACUCAGUCGGAGAAUCGACAAGCAUUGGCGUCUGAUUGGUUGGGGUACUGUUCGAGCUGGUACGACCGUCGAGCCGGAGAAGUGAGGCGCAAGCGCCAUGUACCAUAGAUAGUACCAAGGUAUACACGUACGCACACACAUCUCCUCUCCCUUCCU